Molecule: messenger RNA, 1149 nt
Organism: Cylicocyclus nassatus
Lineage: Eukaryota; Metazoa; Nematoda; Chromadorea; Rhabditida; Strongylidae
Source: the annotation of a GenBank genome assembly
GUACUUCUCUGUCGGGCGCUCUUAGUCGCCAUGACUGAAGUUAUGGUUGACUCUGACCAAGACAGAGUAGUUGCAACUUUGAAAGCUUAUUUGAAACUGUGCUCGAAACCAUGUAAUCGAUCCACAAUACUAAAGGACCAAAGCUUUCUUGAAAUUCUGAAGACAUUGGUGCAAGAUGAUCGAGUUGUCGUGAUGACUUAUCUCAUAAAAAUCCUUCUACUUCUUACCGAGAACAGUGAUGAUGCUCAAGUAGUGUGCGGAGUUCCUGAAAUUGAGCGGAAUCUUUCCAAUGCCGCCGAGAAACAAUUCUCUCCAAACAUCGUUUAUAAUUUGCUUGUCAUCGUCUCACGCCUGAAAGCUGCGCAAAAUAGAAUUGCCAAGGACAGACGAACCUCCGCCGCAUCUCAGCCCUCUUCGAUUAGGGAGGUGAUAGGACCAGCAGCACCAGCUCCUCGAAAAUUUGUUGCGCGCAAGUCAAAGCAACUAAUUUACGAGUUUGACGAACUUUGGGAUGACUUGAAAAAUGAAAUCGAAACGCGUAUUUUGGCAAAAAGAGGCGUAAUCAGCUUGUAUUUUAAUCCUUGCGUCAACAGAGUCACUAUUCGAACAAUCCAGUCAAUAGAUGCAAAUGAGAUCACGGAUAUACUUUUUGACUGUGGUUGUGAAAUGGUAACGCAAGUUGUCAAAAUAGAUGGCGUGGAUGAAUUUUUUAAAAUGUACGCUAGCGAGAGAGAAAAGAAGGCCAUCAAACUCCCGGAUUACCUAGAUGAUAUCGAUAUUGUGGAUCCGAAGUCAUGCAUAGUCCCGAACGAUUACGUCCAGGGUCAUAAAGACAAUGGUGGAUGGUUCAGCUCUAUCUCUUCUUUUGUAAAAAGUUCCUUGUGGUGAUUUGCCCUUUAGUUUUGAUUUUUGAUUUGAUUUCCCAGUAACGUUUUCUACUGCCUUCGGAUCUUAAUGUAAACGUGGUACUGAUUUUCUGCCUUGCGAUCUCACGCUGAUCUAUGUGUUGCUCGAGAUCUUCGCUUUACCUCAAAGUCCCCAACUUUAUCUUUUUUGUGGUCUUCUGAUUGGCUCUAUUGGCUCAUCUGAUUGCUGUCUAUAAUCGAGGACUUUUAUCUGUGCAAUAUCUGCUAGUGUCUAUUUAUAUGA